This is a messenger RNA of Lolium perenne, 2581 nucleotides long. RefSeq names its product serine/threonine-protein kinase AtPK2/AtPK19. Gene Ontology annotation, biological process: protein phosphorylation. The record is from RefSeq and is a predicted model, not a curated record. NCBI's taxonomy places the organism in Eukaryota, Viridiplantae, Streptophyta, Magnoliopsida, Poales, Poaceae. Gene Ontology annotation, molecular function: protein serine/threonine kinase activity; ATP binding.
GGAGGCCACCAAUCCGGGCCCGACACGCGUCCCCCAUACGGUUACCGGAGCCCCCGCGCCCCACGCGCCGAUGCUAUAAUAGGGGCCGCGUCGCCGCCCCGCCGCAGGGGAUCGCCGACCUCUCGCCGCCGCGUCCAGCCCUCACCCUCCGCAACGGUAAGCCCAUAGACAAGUUGAUCUCAUGUAUUCAGGAAGAACAGUGGCAUCCAGAGUUUCCUGUUCAUCGGGAAACAACGGAAGCUUCCCACUCUGCCUUUGCCCCGGAUUUCUUGGAUUCCCUGUUGUCUCCGUGAACUUCCACCUGUUCAAGGCAAUUGUUCGCAGUCCUGCAUCUUCUGUUGUCUUGGGUAUUUGUGGACGGAGGCUCCCUUAGGCGGAGCUGCUCCAUAAAAGUGAUUGUUGUAGUUUGAGAAUUGAUAGCAGGAAGCCACUCAGUUACCCUUUGCUGGAAUAGUGGCAUCAGGACUCAGAUAGCUGAAUCUUGUGUCCUUAAAGAUGGUUUCCUCUGAGGUACCUUCUGUUACAACAACCCAUACACAGGGGCGCAAGGUCUUUAGAGGGAUGAUACUUCUGCCAAAAGGGCCUCCAGAUGUCAUCCUUCCUGAAAAUGUUGAGUUCGAUUUUAAUGACGUCUUUGGUGCUCCGGCGGUCCAUACCCCCACAGAAGCAAGCAUUCUCACUCCGGACAGCCCUGCACAUUUCGCUGAGUCUGGUGAGGAGGUCUACAAUGACCCUGUAGUCAUCACCAAGCGAUCUCACUCUCUUGUUGGCCCAACUUUGCUUGUUAGCCAGUCCUUGCCACUUAGUAAGCUUACUCUACAUGAGUCAGAGAGCUCAUCAGAUCUUUUGGAGUGUCUGUCUAAAGAUAAACAAAGUAACCAGGAGGCUCUCAGUGAUGAAGAGCUCAGUAAUACAAAGGAGAGUGAGGCUGUUGGGCUAGAUGACUUUGAAGUCUUGAAGCUUGUUGGCCAAGGGGCAUUUGGCAAAGUCUAUCAGGUAAAGAAGAAAGGUACUUCAGACAUAUAUGCAAUGAAAGUCAUGAGGAAGGACAAGAUUUUGGAGAAGAACCAUGCUGAGUACAUGAAAGCAGAGAGAGAUAUACUGACAAAAGUUGACCAUCCUUUUGUUGUGCAACUGAGGUACUCCUUUCAGACAAAGUACCGACUCUACCUUGUCUUGGACUUUGUGAAUGGGGGCCAUCUCUUCUUCCAGCUUUACCAACAGGGUUUGUUUAAGGAGGAGCUUGCGCGCACAUAUACUGCUGAAAUUGUAUCUGCUGUAGCCCACCUUCAUGCCAAUGGGAUUAUGCAUAGAGAUCUGAAGCCUGAGAACAUCUUAUUGGAUGCUCGUGGCCAUGCAAUGCUGACUGAUUUUGGCCUGGCCAAAGAGUUUGAUGAGAACACUAGAUCAAAUUCAAUGUGCGGCACCGUUGAGUAUAUGGCCCCAGAAAUUGUUCAGGGCCGAGGCCACGAUAAGGCUGCAGACUGGUGGAGUGUGGGGAUCCUUCUUUUCGAAAUGCUUACGGGCAAGCCCCCAUUUUUUGGUGGAAAGAGGGACAAAAUUCAGCAGAAGAUAGUGAAGGAUAAGAUGAAGCUUCCACACUAUUUGAGUAGUGAAGUUCAUUCUCUGCUAAAAGGGCUGCUGCACAAAGAAGCUGGCAAGCGACUGGGAAGUGGACCAGGCGGCAGUGACGAGAUAAAGAACCACAAGUGGUUCAAAGAAGUAAACUGGAAGAGACUGGAGGCUCGACAGAUCCAGCCAAGCUUCUGCCCUAAUGUUGCUGGCCAGAACUGCACCGAAAACUUUGACAAGUGCUGGACGAGUAUGCCCGUGCUGGACUCUCCAGUAGCCAGCCCCGUCUCUGCAGAUAGCAACUUCGUGGGAUUCAGCUUUGUGCGUCCAGCGCCGUUUUUUCAGAAGCCAAGUCCUCUAGGCUGAAGGUCUACUUUACAGUGUGUACUACUAAUGAUUUAUCUGUGGAACCCAAUGUCCUAUAUUUGCUCAAGACUAAGAUGAUUAUGUUGUAUGUGCUGUGUUAUUUGUCUAUCCGUCCAGAGGGCAGAUGGGACUUGGUAGCGACAAUGUAUCCCCUUGUUCGUCUAUAGAGCUGCAUCUUAACUUUUUUUUUCCCUCUUGAUUAAGGAAACAAUCAUGUUGCAGAUGUUUAUCAAUGUACUACGCCAAGUGAAACAAGAAAACAAAACUCUGUCAAAUUGUUUCUUCUCGCAGCAAUCCGGUGCCAACAAGUGUGAUCAUCGUGGUCGGUUUUUUGCAAUGUUAGCUCAUCUUGAUUUGCACGCUCGAAUAAGCCUGGCGUGCAUUAAGUUGUCGAUUUAUCCACACGAUCACGAGCUUGUUCCUGUUUUCUGCAACCCGACCGAGUGUCGAAUUUGGGAUAGCCUCAUGGUUGCAAGAAAAACGCCGAUACACAGAAGUAGUUCUAGGUAGGAAUCACACAAGAUUGACGGGUGCCAAGACUCCGGGACCUGCCCCAACAAUAUUAUCACCAUGUCGAUCAGCCGAUUCAGAAUUCUUACAAACAAUUCAUAAACCUCGAGGCUCAAAAUCCGAGCGCUUCUGA